This is a messenger RNA of Cylindrotheca closterium, 519 nucleotides long. NCBI's taxonomy places the organism in Eukaryota, Bacillariophyta, Bacillariophyceae, Bacillariales, Bacillariaceae. The record is from the annotation of a GenBank genome assembly.
AUGAAUGGUCUCCAAGAGAGCAAUUUCAACAGCAAUAUCCUAGACCAUACAAAUGUAUUCACGAUCAAGGAGGCAAAUUCAUUCGCGAAGCUUGCUACUUGGGGAAUCCAUGAUGGCGGAACCACUAGCAAGAAUGCAACUGCAAAUGCAAUCUGUGAACGAAUGCAUUUGACAGUGGCAAACAUUUUGCGAACCAGAUACAACAAUGCUGCUCCAAGCUUUCAAGUUGCUGUUGAAGCAAUCAAACGAGCUCUUGCUGCUUGUGCUGUAUCAACAGCUUUGAUGAACAAUACUCCUGGUGAGACUGUGUUUCAUUGUGACAUGCUACUAAACAUUCCUGUGAUUGUUGAUCUACUUUCUAUGCAGCAAAAGAGACAAUACAAGAUCAAUGAAAACUUGAGGAGACAGAACGCAAAGCGAAAAGAAUUUGAUUUCAGAAUUGGUGGAGAAGUUUUAAUCAAGAAUACUGAUGGAAGGAAGUUGGAUCCAAAGUACAGAGGUCCAAAAUGUUUAUACUAA